Molecule: messenger RNA, 999 nt
Organism: Rotaria sordida
Lineage: Eukaryota; Metazoa; Rotifera; Eurotatoria; Philodinida; Philodinidae
Source: the annotation of a GenBank genome assembly
AUGAGUGUUAAUAAUACACUCACAAAUACAAGUACAAGCGAGGCUGUCGUAGCUAACAAUCGUUCUAUUAAACUUGCAAUUUUAUUACCUUGUCAAGUAUUAUCAAUCAUAUGUUCUCUAUUUGUAUUUACCAAUAUCGUGUAUCGAUCAUCAAAAUUAAUAAAACCAAUUGGAAAUCAUUUUAUUCUUGCAUUAUUAAUGACAAGUUUUGUUCAAGUAACAACUGAAUUAUCCAUGGUAGAAAAUUAUUUAGAUACUGGUGUUGUACGACCAUCAACAUAUGGUUAUUGUUUAUUUUUUAAUUGGUAUGAAUUUUCAUUAAAUGGUAUUAGUUUAUUUGUUAUGCUUUGGGCAUCUAUUGAACGUCAUAUUAUGAUUUUUUCUCAGGCUACUUUUCAAAUUCACUGGAAACGUAUUGCUUUUCAUUAUAUACCACUUAGUAUAGCAAUAUUAUACACACCACUAUGCUAUGCUUGUUUAAUUUAUAUACAUAGCUGUUUUAAUAAUUGGAAUUAUAAUGAAUUAUUAUGUACGGCACCAUGUUUUUAUCAAAAUAAAAUUCUGGGUAUUGGAGAUUGGUUAGUUAAUAUAAUCAUACCAGCUUUUGCAAUUGCUUUUGCAAAUCUUUUACUAAUUAUUCGAGUUAUAUAUCGUUCAACUGGAAUAAGACAUAAUGCUGAACGAACAAAAAAGAAUCGAAAAAUGACCAUACAAUUACUUGCAAUUUCAUCACUUUUUCUUGUAUUUUGGUUACCAAUUGCAGUUACGGGUUUAAUUCAACAAUUUUUCUCUCCAACAUUUCUGAUUGAUGUUCAAUUUAAUAUCUUCUUCUAUUUAAUUUAUUUUAUUCAAUUAUUUUUGCCUUUUGUUUGCUUAAUUUCUUUACCAGAAUUGAAAAAAGUUAUAAUUUUGAAAAUUAGACGAUGGACACAUAGAAAUAUGGUUGGUGAUACAACAGCUUUACAAGUCGCAUCUGUUGUUCCAACAUUAUUAAAUUAA